Molecule: messenger RNA, 1858 nt
Organism: Cucurbita pepo subsp. pepo (vegetable marrow)
Lineage: Eukaryota; Viridiplantae; Streptophyta; Magnoliopsida; Cucurbitales; Cucurbitaceae
Product: protein NRT1/ PTR FAMILY 4.6
Biological process (GO): transmembrane transport
Cellular component (GO): membrane
Molecular function (GO): transmembrane transporter activity
Source: RefSeq, a predicted model, not a curated record
UUUUUCUUCACUCUAUAAAUAUCAACUCACCUCAGCUCACCUCAGCCACCCCAACAAAACCCCAAAUUUCCACUCAAAUCGCCUCCAUCCAUUCACAAAAAUGGAAGUUGUUAAGGAGGAGGGCGACCCCGGCGUAUGGGAAGGCUACGUCGACUGGCGGAGGAGGCCGGCCGUGAGAGGGCGGCACGGCGGCAUGAGGGCAGCUGGGUUUGUGUUAGGAGUGGAAGUACUCGAGAAUUUAGCGUUUUUGGCUAAUGCAAGCAACUUAGUGAUGUUUUUGAGGAAGUACAUGCAAUUUUCACCGACGAAAUCCGCUAACCAUGUCACCAAUUUCAUGGGCACUGCCUUCCUUCUCGCCCUUCUUGGUGGCUUCCUCUCCGAUGCCUUUUUCACCACUUAUUACGUCUUCCUAUUCUCCUCUCUUCUCGAGUUUCUGGGGUUGGUGAUUCUCACGGUGGAAGCGAAGGCGGCAACGGCGGCAUCGGCGGCGGUGGUGUUCGUGGGGCUGUACCUGGUGGCGGUGGGGGUGGGGGGGAUAAAGGGGUCGUUGCCGGCGCAUGGGGCGGAGCAGUUGGAGGAGGGGACGGCGGAGGGGAGGAAGGGGAGGUCGAGUUUCUUCAACUACUUUGUGUUUAGUUUGUCGUGUGGGGCGCUUGUGGCGGUGACGUUGGUGGUGUGGAUGGAAGACAACUUGGGGUGGGAGUGGGGGUUUGGAAUCUCAACCAUCGCUAUUUUGGUGUCUAUUCCUUUGUUCCUUGCUGGUUCCUGUUUUUAUCGUAAUAAGAUCCCCGCUGCUGCUCCUCUUACCACCAUUCUCAAGGUAUUGGUAGCGGCACCUUUGAACGGUAGAAGGAGAAACAAAACAGCAUCAAACGCAGUAGCAAGCAUGACAAGAAGCCCAUCCACCACAACCCCAAAGCCAACCAAGGAGCCAACACACACCACACCACCACCAACCCAAACCCUCAAAUUCCUAAACAAAGCAAUACAAACCCCACCCUUCCACCCAUCACUAAGCUGCACAACCCAACAACUUGAAGACGUCAAAAUAGUGUUAAAACUCCUCCCAAUCUUCGCAUGCACUAUAAUCCUCAACUCCUGCCUCGCUCAACUCUCCACCUUCUCGGUCGAACAAGCCUCGACUAUGAACACCAAAAUCGGAUCCAUCAAACUCCCACCCGCUUCUCUCCCUAUCUUCCCUGUACUCUUCAUCAUACUCCUCGCCCCACUCUACAACCAUCUCAUAAUCCCCUUCGCUCGCACCCUCACCCGAACCGAAUCCGGUAUCACUCACCUCCAACGCAUUGGCGUCGGCCUACUUCUCUCAAUUGUCGCCAUGGCCAUCGCCGCCCUCAUCGAGGUCAAGCGCAAGGCUAUUGCGGACGCACACCCGGCCGCCCACCCGCUCCCCAUCACGUUCCUUUGGAUUGGCUUCCAGUACUUGUUUUUGGGGUCUGCUGAUUUGUUCACGUUGGCGGGGUUGUUGGAGUUUUUCUUUACCGAGGCUCCUUCUACCAUGAGGUCUUUGGCUACGGCUCUCUCUUGGGCUUCAUUGGCGGUUGGCUACUAUCUAAGCUCCGUUAUUGUGUCCCUUGUCAACCAUGUCACUGCCAAGUCUUCCCACUCGCCUUGGCUGUCUGGCCAAGACAUCAAUCACUAUGAUCUUCAUAAGUUCUACUGGCUCAUGUGUGCGCUUAGUGCAUUGAAUUUCUUGCAUUUCCUUUUUUGGGCCAUCAAGUAUAAAUAUCGGUCCACCCUAGCGAGCAAGUGAUAUGCUAGGAUGCUAUGUUAUGUUAUUGUAUCUUUCUCGAUACUUAAGCGUUCAAUAUAUUAUAUACAGAUAUAAACGUUUUUUUUU